UCACAGAUGGACUCAACCGUGCCAUCAGGAUCUACCAAUGACGGUCCUGAAAACCUCAACUUGGAGAAUCUUCUCCUACGGGAGGAUAUCUUCCAAUCAUCGCUCAAUUCGGAAGAGUAUUUGGAAAGUCUUGCGCCAAUCAUUAAGGAUGCAAUUCGUGCCAAUGGACUUUCUUCAUUGAUUCAUAAACUCAAUGACAUUGUCAAGGAUAAGGAUGAAGAGCUCAACACCCUUUCAUUGAAUUCCACGCGUGAUAUCAACACAUGUAUCGACUCGAUUGAUAACAUUCAUCAAGAUUCUUCAGACUUAAAUAAAGAACUUCUGCAAAUUAGUAUUUCACUCAACAAGUCAGUAUUUGAACUUAUUGGGAAGAAGAAGACUCUAAUUAAAUGUAAAGAAAUCUCCAGUAAGAUUGGAGAAGCAAAUAUGGUUCUUAAUAUGUGUUUACAAGUACUUGAGAUUACCAACAAAAUCCAUGAAUUAAUCAAACAACACCGAUACUUCAGUGCCUUAAAGCUUAUAGACGAGUUAACAAGCAUCCAUUUACCCAAGGUGAGUAGUUUCAGUUUUGCAGUUAAGAUAUACGAUUCUGUACCUCAUUUAACUCGAAUGAUUCAAGAUGAAUCUUUUGAUAAUUUGGGGAAAUGGUUAGCAGUGAAUUUAGAAAGGAAACUUUUAGCCAUUGGUGAGGGAGCUUUCGAUAAUGUAUACUCAUUACAAGAACAUUGGGAUCAGUUUAAGAAGGAGAAAACUCUGGCCACAUCUGCUGUAUAUGCUCCACAUAAAUUGAAUUCUCCAAUUGAAUUAUCUAUUAGAGAACCUUCAUUAAAUUAUAAUGUAUUUGAAGAUCAAGCACUUCAGAUUUCCCUCACUACAUUAUAUGACGCCAUAUUGGUGUAUCAAACAUUGGGAGAAGAAGAACUCUUAUCAAAACUAUAUUAUAAGGAAUGGUUAAAGAAAUAUAAUCGGAUCAUUUAUCCAAUAACAUCAUCAACUACAUCAGCAGUCACUAAUACAGUUUCAUUCUCAAACAUGGCCAAUUUGGACGAAUAUCUUAAGAAAAUAAGUGGGUUCUUUGUGAUGGAUAAACAAAUAAAUCGAGCCACUAAAUAUCGUUUAAGAACUGAAGCCAAUUCAAAUGACCUUUGGGAUUCAUAUUCUAUUAAAUUAAAACCUGUUCUAUUAAACUAUUUGAAGGUGAAUCAACUUGAUAUAGAUGAUUUAACAAGUUUUAAAGAUUUAAUUGGGAAUUUCUUGCAAGUGAUGGAAAGUAAUGGAUAUAAGGUGAUAGAUAUGUAUGAAGUUUUGAUGGUUAUCUUUAAGGAAUACUAUGCACCGGAAUUAAUUGCUCAAUUCAGGAUUGAAUUCCUUGAAUCAAUUCAAUCUGAUCAUUAUAUGCCACUUGUUGUUCAGGAUGAAAAGGAUUAUGAAAAUGUCAUGAAGAUUUGUUGGUAUAAGCCGGGAUCAUCAUUCUCACCUCAGAACGUUCGAUCAAUGCCAAUAAGUUUCCCCUUUAGUGAGGAUUACGUUCAUUACUGUCUUGGGGUAAGGUCUCUUCUUGAAGAUAUUAUCCAAUUCAUUAGUCGUCAUUAUGGAUAUGAAUUGAAUCAACUCAAUAAUAUCAUUGUCAAUGAUAUUUUUGAACAAGUUUUGGGUGAAGAAAAGGGAACUGGGAUCAGUUAUGAUUUGAAAGAGUUUAUUGGAAGAAAUUCAAAUAAUAAAGAAAUUGUUUCUCAAAGUUAUACAAACUUGGAAUAUUAUCUAUACAGUCUUUACGAAGUUGGAAAGCUUUUAAAUCGAAGACUUCGUAUACAUACCGGGUUAGGUAUUCAUAACAUUGAUUCAAAUGGGAAAUUUACACUUCGAGCAGUGGAAUCAUUUACUAGAGUGAGAAAAUUUGCUGAAGAUUCCAUUUUUGAAAUGGUUGAUCUGAAAAUUAGAGAAUUACUUGAUAUGGUUGAAUACGAUACAUGGAUGCCAGAAGUGGCCAAUGUUGAGGCCAAUUACUCAAUUAAAGAUUUUGCACUUUUCCUUGAAAAUUUAUUUACCUCAAUCUUUGCCAGUUUACCUCUGACAUUUAGAACUUUAGGACUUUUCAGAAGUUAUGAUUUUGUUGCAGAACAUUUCUUGGAAAUUUUAAAGAAUGUCCCACAAUAUAAUCGAAUUGCCAUAGCAAAUUUUGAUUUGGAUAUUCGUCAUUUAGAAGAAUCCAUGAGUAACUUACAUGCUACGACACCAUUGACCGAUGAAGAAGGUGGUGGAUCAGUGGCUUUACAAUCGACAUUUACUGAAUUAAGACAAUGCAUUGAUAUAUUGAAACUAGACAAUUACGAUGAUUAUAUUAAGAACCCCACAUUAAGAAUGCGUCGAUUCGACCGUGUUCGUUUUGAAGAUGGUGUCAAGUUGAUUUCGAAAAUGCAACUUGAAGAAGGUGAUGAUUCCUUUAAUGAUGAUUCUAUUCGUAGCGAGACUGCGUCUCCAGCACGUGCUGGUCUGCCUUCACAACUGAUCCUUUCAACAUCUGCUGCAUCCAAGUUUGCUAAAUUUAGUAGUAAGUUUAGAAAGACUGAUUUAUGA
[Candida] anglica is the source of this 2577-nucleotide messenger RNA. NCBI's taxonomy places the organism in Eukaryota, Fungi, Ascomycota, Pichiomycetes, Serinales, Debaryomycetaceae. The record is from the annotation of a GenBank genome assembly.